AUUGCAUUUUAACAUCAGUUGUUUUAUAUAAGAAACCACGAUGGACAACGCCGAGUUAUAUUCCAAAUAUCAUAGAAUACAAACUGAAGAAGCAACUUUUAUAUUAGAAAAUUUUAUAAAAUCAAUUAAAUGGAAAAGUGGUGACUCUAUAUUGGACGUAGGAACUGGUACGGGUGAAGUGACCAUGCGAGUGUUAGCUCCGCUACUUCCACACGACUUUGAAAAACUUGUUGGAUUGGAUAUUUCACCGGAGAUGAUAAAUCUGGCAAAGGAACAAAACAAAAAUCCGAAAAUAGAUUUUAUUGUAUGCGAUAUAGCAUUCGAAAAUAUUACGAACACGGUACAAGAAAAAUUUGAUCACAUAUUCUCGUUCUUCUGCUUGAACUGGGUUCAAAAUCAAAAACAAACUGUGAAGAAUAUGUACAAUCUGCUGAAGCCAGGUGGUGAUAUGCUACUGGAUAUAAUUACAAAAUCAACGAUUUUUGAUAUUUAUGAAUCGAUGGUAACCUACCCGAAAUGGAGCACAUAUUUGACGAACACUGAGGAAUAUAUAUCGCCAUAUAAUCAUUGCACUGAUCCCAAAGCUGUGAUUGAAAACAUGCUUUUAGAUGAAGGUUUCGAGGUGAAACAUUGUCAAGUACAGCAGAGAUUUAUGAUUUUCUCUGAUUUAUCAGAAAUAAAAUAUACAUUUCUUGCGAUAAAUCCAUUUGUUAAUAAAUUACCUUCAGAUCUACAAUCCACUUACGUCAAUGACUUUAUGAAAGAAGUGUACAAUUUUAACUAUUUCCAUCGGUUGGAAAGUGGUGAAAUAAUAUUAAAGAUACCUCAUACAAUAUGCACAGUUCUAGCUUCUAAACCGUAAUAUGUACAACAAAUUACGUUAACUUUUAAUAAUGUAUUAUUUUAUAAUGACAUUGAUGUUCGCAAUUAAAUCAUUUCUAUUUUACA
This is a messenger RNA of Nicrophorus vespilloides, 948 nucleotides long. Its product is annotated as juvenile hormone acid O-methyltransferase-like. Lineage: Eukaryota; Metazoa; Arthropoda; Insecta; Coleoptera; Silphidae. Bases 41 to 862 code for a protein of 273 amino acids. The transcript has a single exon. The record is from RefSeq and is a predicted model, not a curated record.